Messenger RNA from Canis lupus familiaris (dog), 1818 nucleotides. RefSeq names its product cAMP responsive element binding protein 3 like 4 (gene CREB3L4). Gene Ontology annotation, molecular function: RNA polymerase II cis-regulatory region sequence-specific DNA binding; DNA-binding transcription factor activity, RNA polymerase II-specific. The transcript has 10 exons. Gene Ontology annotation, biological process: regulation of transcription by RNA polymerase II. Gene Ontology annotation, cellular component: nucleus. The coding region runs from base 457 to 1605 and encodes 382 amino acids. The record is from RefSeq and is a predicted model, not a curated record. Lineage: Eukaryota; Metazoa; Chordata; Mammalia; Carnivora; Canidae.
AGAUGCUUGCGCGAGUCUCCAGCGAUCCGGUCGCGCGGUUUUCCGGUUUUGUUUUCCAGCCUGUGAGCUGCUUUUGACACCAGUGACGGCCGGCGCUUCGUACGCUGCGGCCACAGUCAUCGCCGUCCUUUCCCGAAGAGCCCAACCCCUCAGGAAGAUUUGCUGUCGCUAGGAGAAACGGACGCAAAGGGCGGGGCGGCCCGUGCUUUCCUGAAGUCCGGUUGGCGGACGUCCAGGCUCCCAACCCCCCACUUCGCGGUCCAGGGGUCAGGCCGGGGGCGGGGCUUGGCUGGGCAGGUCCAGGAUGCGAGAUCCUGGAGGGAAGAAAGGCUGCCGGCGGGCUGCAGAGGGGUGGGGAGGGCAGGGCAAGGCAGGGCCGGGGCGGCAGUCGGCCCCCAAGUCUGAAGCGGAGAGAAGGCCCGAGACGAGACCCCCGGUGGCAGCUCUGCCCGCAGAAUGGACUUCCGAGCCCCAGGCCUGCUGGACCAGUGGCUGGAGCCCCCAGAAGAGGUCUUCUCGGCAGGGGCCUUCCUGGAGCUGGGGCCCCCCUGCCCCCAUGCAGAGGCUCCCGGGACCCCUGAGCAGGGGCUGCCAGGCAAUGGCCUUCAAGAGAGUGAGCCCGAAGAUUUUCUGAAGCUUUUCAUCGACCCCAAUGAAGUGUACUGCUCACAAGCAUCUCCUGGCAGUGACAGUGGAAUCUCGGAGGACCCUGGCCAUCCUGAUGGUCCUCGUGCCCCCAAGGCACCCAGUUCCCCUGCUGUCUGUGAGGUUGUCUUUGAGGCAGGGGUUUUGCAGAGGAUGGAAGGGCCACCUGGGCGGCUCAUCUCUGUCCACCUAGAUCAGUGGAACCCACCACUUCCAGUGCCUGAGGCUUGCAUGGUCUGCGAGCUGCCCCUUGAUGCUCACACUCACACCCUGCCCAGAGCAGGCAGUGUGAACCCAGUGCCUCCUGCCACCCUGCUGCCUUGUCAAACCGUGUUCCUUACAGAGGAGGAGAAGCGUCUGCUGGGACAGGAAGGGGUUUCCCUGCCCACUCACCUGCCCCUCACCAAGGCAGAGGAGAGGGUCCUUAAGAAGAUCAGGAGGAAGAUCCGGAACAAGCAGUCAGCUCAGGACAGUCGGCGUCGGAAGAAGGAGUACAUCGACGGGCUAGAGAGCAGGGUGGCUGCCUGUUCUGCACAGAACCAGGAACUACAGAAGAAAGUCCAGGAGCUGGAGAGGCACAACAUCUCCCUGGUAACUCAGCUCCGCCAGCUGCAGACGCUCAUUGCCCAAACGUCCAACAAAGCUGCUCAGACCAGCACCUGUGUUCUGAUCCUUCUUUUUUCUCUGGCUCUCAUCGUCCUGCCCAGUGUCAGCCCCUUACAGGGUCUCCGGGAAGCUGGUUCUGAGGAUUACCAGCCUCAUGGAGUAAUUUCUAGAAAUAUCCUGACUCAUAAGGACAUGAUAGAAAAUUUGGAGACCACGGUGGUAGAGUCCAGAUUGGAGGGGCCACCUAGGACGAAGGAUGUAAAUGGCUCAACAAGGACCCUGCUUGAGAAGAUGGGAGGGAAGACGGGCCCUGGUGGGCACAUCAGGACUGUCCUGCAUGCAGAUGAGAUGUGAGCUGGACACAUCCCAACCACAGUAAGGAGUCCAGGUUCCCCCAGGGGUCUGAAUCAUUUCAGGACACCCUUAGGGUCUGUACUCAAGGCCCAGGCUAUAUAACCAGUCAUUGCAGAUACUUUGUUAUACAUCUGCAAUUUUAUUUUUGGGGGUGGUUAGGGUUGAGGGAAAACAGAAGUUUGGGCUGAGGAAUAAACUUUUUUCCUGGAAUUA